GAAGGUAUGAAGGGAUGUAGAUACUGUAAACAAUGUCAGAUGGAGUCGUUAUCAUCCUUACACGACUCUUGACCCUUAGCGCACUGAGCAAAACCAACGGGUAAAUAAACAGGAGAUAAAGUAGAUAUUUUCUAACGAGGCUGAACACGCAGGUGAGACCGCGCUUCGAUGAGACUAAAACUCCAGAGAAGUGCUCGGCAGGAGGAGGUAACGGAGUUAAUCAGCAAAACAAGAAAUACCGAGGGCAGCGCGGGUCCGUGGUGAUUACGACGAUCAAACAUAAUUGAAACAAGAGGCUGAGGUCCAGCGAGGUAAACAGGAGCAUCACAAGGCCGAGUUGUCACAGAAGACAAGAUGGACACAGUCUCGUGAACAGCUGGCGGCAAAGGAAACUAAGAGGAACAAUGAAAUUCCCUGCGUAUCUGAGUCUGCCGGGCCGUCUAUGGAGGGUGUCUGGGUGGCGGUUGUGGUUGGCAGCGCUCUGGCUCUUGACGAUCAACUUGUGCUCUUUGUACCUCCUUUCCACCUGGGUGGCAGGCCAGGGUGUCCUCCUAACGGGUGGAUGGAUGGAUGGUCGAGGGGCUUGUCGGCGGCUGCGUCUCGUAGACCCUCCCCACCCCGUCACGGCUCUGGCCAGCGUCCCGGGUUCGGGUAGCACCUGGCUGCGUCACCUGCUGCAUCAAACUACAGGUCUGGCCACCGGAAGUCUGUACAGCGACUCGUCUCUGACAGCCGCGGGUUUCCUGGGAGAAGGAAUCCACAACAGCUCCGUGCUUGUCGUCAAGACUCACGCCAGUCCCAGCGCCAUGUCUCAGGACUUCCGGCAGGCCCUUCUGCUCAUGCGCAAUCCCUAUGACGUCAUUCUGGCCGAGUUCAACCGUCGGCAAGCGGGUCACCUCGGCCACGCUCGUGAGGACGACUUUGCCACCUACUGGGACAGUUUUGUGCCGGAAGCAGCGGAGUUCUGGCGAAUUGUGAACACGGACUGGCUGGACUUCCCAGGCCGUCUGCUCGUGGUGCACUACGAACAGUUGGUUCACAGCCUCAACUCCACCCUCAGCGACAUCCUCCACUUCCUGAACAUCACCCACACCGCCAGCGACCUGCAGUGUGCUGCCACUCACUCGAGAGGCGACUUCAAGAGACAAGAGCCACGUGAAGGUCGAGAGAACAUUCUGGCCAAACGGUUCUCUUCAAAACAUCGCGAGUUCAUCCACCGGUGUGGUAUGGCAGUGGCAACCAAGCUGUCUGACACCGGCCAUGGUCACCUCCCGUACUCACUGGUAACACCACUGUACCGCAUGGAGAAUACACGUGCCACAGGCAACUACCCGGGCCGUACUUAGAUGGAAGAGAGAGGCAGACGAUGUAAGAGAGAAUAGAGAUAAUGUGUGAGAGAUAGAGAGGAGAGAAUGUGUGUGUGUGCAGGUGUACGUGUGUUUGUGUGUGUGUGAGAGAGAGACUGUACAAAGACGUGUGCAUUGACGCGUGUCGUUAUCAAACGCUUACUUUCACUCUACUCAUCAAUCUGAAUCGCCCAGCUGCUUCGCGAAGUUUUAUUCUAGUUCUAUGACUUUUCAAACUAUUAGUCAUUAUCAUUUAUCAAUAUGAUUAUUUAUGAUCCUUUGCCAGCGGCUGGUUGCAGCGGCCAUCAGAAGGCGGGUGUAGUCAUGCGUAGCGCCAGGUAAAGGUUGUGUCGCGGCUCUGAGAUUCACUGCCUGCGCCUCGCCACGUGCCAGAUGUUGGUGUGGCUAGUGUGCUGCCAGUGGAAUAAACAUUUUUGUGUGCUUCAAGGGACAUAAACAUUUUAGUGUGCUGCCAGCAACAUAAACAUUUUAGUGUGCUUCCAGUGGAAUAAACAUUUUUGUGUGCUUCAAGGGACAUAAACAUUUUUGUGUGCUGCCAGCAACAUAAACAUUUUAGUGUGCUUCCAGCGAAAUAAAUAGUUUGAUGUGCUUCCAGUGAAAUAAAGUUCCAUUCCCUCCACA
Pomacea canaliculata is the source of this 1988-nucleotide messenger RNA. RefSeq names its product WSCD family member CG9164-like. The coding region runs from base 405 to 1346 and encodes 313 amino acids. The transcript is spliced from 4 exons. The record is from RefSeq and is a predicted model, not a curated record. Gene Ontology annotation, molecular function: sulfotransferase activity. NCBI's taxonomy places the organism in Eukaryota, Metazoa, Mollusca, Gastropoda, Architaenioglossa, Ampullariidae.